Girardinichthys multiradiatus is the source of this 5239-nucleotide messenger RNA. Its product is annotated as protein cramped-like. Gene Ontology annotation, cellular component: nucleus. The coding region runs from base 96 to 3572 and encodes 1158 amino acids. The transcript has 20 exons. The record is from RefSeq and is a predicted model, not a curated record. Gene Ontology annotation, molecular function: chromatin binding. NCBI's taxonomy places the organism in Eukaryota, Metazoa, Chordata, Actinopteri, Cyprinodontiformes, Goodeidae. Gene Ontology annotation, biological process: pattern specification process.
AGCAGGAGCAAGAAGAGGGCAGACGGCAGAGGGAUCGCUUUCGGCUUUGUUAUGCUCAAUUUGAUCGGUAAUUGCCAAGCAAAGCGGCAGGACUCAUGGUGAAGAGAAAGAAGACGUGUUCCACCUCCGAAGAGCUCGAAAAUUGCAUGACACUGGGCUCCAGAGAGGGGAUCGGUGUCGAUGGUAAGCGGAAUCCGUCCAGAAAGCCCGAAGGUUGCGACGAGGAGGAGAGCGCAGAGCAGGCGAGCGAGGAGCGCAGUACAAAGGGAGAGGAGCGAGUGGAAAUUCUUAAUCCAUCAGCCACGGGUCCCAGCUCCGGUCCGGCCCCGGUCCUCCCCGGAUCCCCGCCGAACCGGACCGGAGCAGGUUCGAACCAGCAGCCCCAGAGCUCCGCGGAACCCGCCCCUCCGUGUCACGACCAGCAUCAUUUUCUGCGAUCCAGCGUCCGACCUCCCAGCAAACGGAUACGGAAGGAUUCAAUCGGAUCAACCAUCAAUGGACACGGCGGGGCAAAAUCGAAAGGGGCAGAAAAUGGUUCCUCUUCCCACGGGCCGGUGGGACAGUCUGUGGCCAGUGCCACAGGAGGAGUUUCCAAGAACUCUAAGGGCCAGGCGUCUGCUGAGAAAGAUGAGCAAGGUGGGAACCAGAAGAGGGCCCGUCGGCAGUGGGAGUCUUGGAGCGCAGAGGACAAAAACAGCUUUUUUGAGGGGCUCUAUGAGCAUGGGAAGGAUUUUGAGGCAAUCCAGAACAACAUCGCAAUGAAGUACAAAAAGAGAGGAAAGCCGGCCAACAUGGUGAAGAACAAAGAGCAGGUCCGCCACUUCUACUACCGCACCUGGCACAAGAUCUCCAAACACAUCGACUUCGCCAACGUUUACUCCCGUGUUUUGAAAAAGUCUUCACAAGAGCUGUACGGCCUCAUCUGUUAUGCUGAGCUCCGCAAAAAAGUCGGAGGAUUAAUGGAUGAGAAGAACGUGGCAAAGCUGAACGAACUCAUCCAGCAGGGGGCCACCACUGUGCGCUCCAAGGGGAGAAACCUACGAAUCAAAGCCCCCAUGUGUCGCGCACUGAAGAAACUCUGCGAUCCAGAUGGGGUUAGUGACGAAGAAGAUCAGAAGCCGGUGCGUCUCCCUCUGAAGGUGGCGGUGGAACUCCAACCCCGCAGUAACCACUCCUGGGCCCGUGUUCAGAGCUUAGCCCACAACCCCCGCCUCAGGAUGGUGGUGGAGCUCCACAGGAAAGUCUCCUGCCUCAUCGAGUAUCUGAAACAGAAGUGGGCUUACCAAGACCAGCGCAUUCUGAAGAAUCUCAUGGAGAGGGAGGCUCUAGAGGGCAGCCAGGCCAGCGCAGACUCUCCCAGCAAAGCUCUACAGCAGGAGCUUACUCUUUUCCCUGCCGAGAACAGCCCCUUGACUACACUGCCUGGUGUGGCUCGGGUGGUCCACUCCAAGGCCUCCUGCACCGUCCAUUGGUUAGAGAGCGGCAAGAACCGGCCCAGUGCCAAGGAGCUGCCAGCGGUGCAGAUCCUGGGCAUCCAAAGUGCACCGCCUCCUCGAGGCGGCCCCAAAUCUGGAAGGGUAGGCUCUGCUGCCGCCAACGCCUCAACGGCCAUCUUAGCCGAUGGUCGCCGGACUGAGCCCCCUAACGCUGAACCACCACCAGACAGUUCUGGAAAAAUAGAGGAGAAAAAGCCUCAGCCUUUUUCUGUUUCCUCUCAGCAGACUUUAGCUCUGACAGAAGAGGGAAAUGGGACAGGAUCUACAGAGACUGGCAGGACAUGUACUGGCAUAGAGGUCAACGGUAGUGCUGAAUACCCAUCAGAGCUGUGCAAAGAGGAGCAGAACACGGGGAGCUCUUCUUCGGAUUUAAACCAGACUCCUUCCGCGAAACCUCCAGUGUCUAGCUCAGAGGAGAGUUCUGCACCACCAGCUAAAGAACGGACCGUCAAACAAAUCCAAGAGGAGGGGUGGAGUGCUCGGGACGCGGAGAACGUGACCCUGGCUGAGCUCUAUCUGAUGUUUGGGAAGCCAGGCAAGCUGCAGCUGGAGUAUGAGUGGCAGGCAGCUGCAGUUCCUUCCACCAUCCAGGAAAAUGGACAAGCUUCAGAGAAACCUAAGUCCAACAGGACAAACAGAGUUUUGAGCUGCCUGCUAAAGCUGGUUUCCACUGAGAUUAACCCUAAACCUCUGGCGUCAGAGGUGUGCUCCACAGCCACAUCGCCUCUUAAGACCAGUCAGGAGGAACAGAACCAGACCCUAACGCCUCCAGGGAAGAGCCCGAUCUCAGGUGUCCGCAGCCCCAGCUUUGGGCGACAGCAGGCCUCCGUCCGGGGAGCCAGGACCCUCGCACCAAACUCUGCUUCCUCUGGAGGGCAUAACCUGCCUCGGUCUUUGCUGGGAUCAACCGGGGAAUCGGACGGCAGCGUGUUCGCCGUGCCCACCACGUUCCCUCCCAACAGCUCGCGACACAACAGAAUGUUCUCCCCCAACAAGGAAGCUCAGCUAGCCUUCAGGCAGCAGCUGGACUCCAUCAGUAUGCAGUCGGACCUUUUCCUUUCCAGACAGAGAAAACCUCGGAACAGGCAGUUUCGGAAACCUCUCGUAGUUCAGCGAACCCUUCUCCCCAGGACAACAGGAGACACUCCUCAACAUGUCUGCUCCUUCUCCAUCCUCUCCAACUCCUCCGCUACAGGAACUGGAUCCUUCCGGCCAAUCAACACUCGGCUGGCUCCAUCCUCCCGCCCACCAAUGACCAAAACGUCGCUUCCUGCGUCUGGCUCCGCAGUACCCAGCCAGCUCUCCAGCGCCAUCGACCUGGCAGCAAAGUCUGCCGGGAUCAUUCCUGGAAGCCCCUGUCGGGAGUUAGAUUCCCCUGCUGUUAAUGUUGGUCUCCUUGCAACAACACCCUCUGUUGAUGCGGCACCAGACUCCCAGCUCCUCCAGCAGAAUGUCCCAGAGAAUGGUCUACCUCCAUCAUCUCCAGGAGUGACAGGCAGUAGGGAUUCCCUCCUCUCUCCACCCAGCGUCGCCUCGCUCCUUGACAUCUCUCUGCCAGGCCCCCCUGAGGAGGCCCUCACCCCUGGGGAACCUCAAACACACAUCAGCGACUCCAUAAUCGAACUCGCCAUUAACUCAACAAACUAUGGUGAGGAGCCUGCUCUAUCUCCAGCCAAGCUGGGUAACGCUGACCCCUCCAAGCUGUUGGCUUCGUCUCCCUCUGUCAGCCCGUCCAGGGGCUGGAUCCCGUCUCCCAGCCACGACCCUCAGUGGUACCCCAGCGACUCCUCUGACUCCACGCUGGGAUGCCUCCUUUCCAGCAUGGUUUCCCCUGAUAAGAGCAGACGGACCACCCUCACCCCCUCUGGCCCCUCGAGCGGCACAGCUUUGCUCGGUCCUAGUCUCCUGGACUGCAACUCCCAUGACUCCUUCCAAUCCCGUGGCCUUCCUGACGUGGCAGAGAUGGACUCUCAGCUUGCCUGCAUGAUGAGUGAGAGCAGCGUGGAUUAUAUCGCUCGCUUCAAUGACCUGGCUCAGGAGCUCGCUGUGACCGAACCCUCCAUUCCUCCUCCGUGAGGAACAGAGCCAUCUGGAGGACACGAAUCACUUCGGAGGACCGUGGAGAACGCCUGACUUCCCCCUCAAAGCCAUCCCUGCCCUUGGAGUAUAAGUGCAAUAAUGACAGCGAAACCUGAGCUUUGGUUUCCCUGAACUGUUCUUUAAGGUAAAAAUUCCCUUUAACAUCGAACACUUCAGAUGAAUAAACGUGUUUACAAAACGCAACUUCAUGUCGGAGAAAAAUACUAUGCCAUAUCUGAACAAAAUAUUUUCACCAGUCUACAUAUCUCAUCCUUCUCUGUACGUUUUUCUACUUUUUACAUCGACCCCUAAAAUGUGGAAAUCUCAUCGAAAUGUGCGACCUGAAGUGUGGUUUAUUUAUUUUUUUCUAACAUAUGGCAGCGAGUAACAGGUUGAAUAUGAUGAGGUACUUGUUAUAAUUAAGUUGUAAUCGUAGCACAAAACCAGCAACAGCAUCUAUCAUUAUGUCCACAUUUCACAUGUUUUUCAUCUCAUAUCAGUUCAUGUUUUGCUGUUUGGGUUUUUCAGCGGUUCUUGGUUUGAACCUGCUUUUAUUUCCUACAGCCACUCACAGCUUGUUAAUCAACUCCAAUGAAGUGAUGUUUUGUAGCCGCUGGCUUUGAAAUCAGCUGACAUUAUUCUUUGCAAGUCAAAGUAUCAGUGGAAAAGCCAGUGUUAUGUUGUUAGAAUGAGGCUGAAAAGACAAAUUUUCAGCUUUUUUUUUUACUUUUUAUCUGCUGGCUCUUCACUUACAUGAAUGUUGCAAGUUUUUUGGCUGGUUUUUCAGUUAUGAAUGCAGCUGGAUUAUCGAGAUCAUUUACCUCGAAUCUACUGCGCACAUCUUAUGGCCCUGAUUAUUUCAGUGGUGCUUUUCUUUUUCCAGCCAUGUUUCUUUUAGGUUUUUUUGUUGCAGAUCAUAAAAAAUCAGUAGCUUACUUGGCUUAAAAAGCAUAAAAGUGAGCAGAAUGUAACUGGAUCGAACACUAAAGCCAUAGUAGGUUCCCGGCCUAAUUUACAUAAAUUUUUAUUAAUUUAAACAACUCCAUUAAGAUUCCUUCCCUUCUGACUGUUACUGAAUUGCAUUAAAACACUAUAGCUAGCAUCAACAGGAUUGGCUUUCUGAACAUUAUAUCACUCUCAUCUUAAGGUAACAGGUUCCUCUUUAUCCAUGCAGUUUCCAAUGCCGCGCUUUGUAACCUGCAUCCUGCUGUUAGUCCGGACUCGGCGCAUUUAGGGUUUAUUGUUGUGAGCAUCUUCUGCACAGCAUCAGACAACGGAGCAUAAACUGCAGGACAGCAUUUAUCAUCAUUCCAAAAAAGUUAUUUAAAUACGUUGCUUUUCUUUUAGCUCCUUAGGGGCUUUUACGUUACAAUCUGGAAGCUCCGAGACACUAGAGUCUAUACAAGGAACAAGUGGCAGGUUUUGUAUUUUAAUCUGGAAAGUUUUAUCUUUUUCUGUUGAAGGAUUUGUACAAAUGUUAAUUCCAAUAUUCUUUGCGCUUGUGUAACAUAAUGUAAAAUUGAUAUUUGGGCUAUUUAUUAACAUUUCCUAAAGUGUUUUAUUUCUCUGUUUAACCUGGUUUUAAGGUGGCAUCUUAAAAGGAUAAACCUGUUUUAAGUUUUCUAAAAGCUGUUUUUAUUCAGUGUAUAAAGAUAGAUGCAACA